AUGGAAGGUUCCUUCCAACUCCUGGCCUCCUUGGUGUGCGUCAUCCUGAUGGGAUCAUUUGUGAGAACUAAAAGCGAUACCACCAGGAACUUGCUCAACACAGAGCUGCACAGUGCGCCGGCGCAGCGCUGGUCCAUGAAGGUGCCGGCCGAGGUGAGUGCGGCGGCGGGCGAGGCGGCAGUGCUGCCCUGCACCUUCACGCACCCGCACCGCCACUACGACGGGCCGCUCACGGCCAUCUGGCGCGCGGGCGAGCCGUACACGGGCCCGCAGGUGUUCCGGUGCGCGGCGGCGCGGAGCAGCGAGCUCUGCCAGACGGCGCUCAGCCUGCACGGCCGCUUCCGGCUGCUCGGCAACCCGCGCCGCAACGACCUGUCGCUGCGCGUCGAGCGCCUCGCGCUGGCCGACGACGGCCGCUACUUCUGCCGCGUCGAGUUCGCCGGCGACGCCCACGACCGCUACGAGAGCCGCCACGGCGUCCGGCUCCGCGUGACCGCCGCCCCGCGGAUCGUCAACAUCUCGGUGCUGCCCGGCCCGGCGCACACUUUCCACGCGCUCUGCACGGCUGAAGGGGAGCCGCCGCCCGCCCUCGCCUGGUCCGGCCCGGCCCUGGGCAACGGCUCGGCCGCCGUGCCGAGCCCAGGUCAAGAUCACGGCCACCAGGUGACCGCCGAGCUGCCCGCGCUGGCCCACGACGGCCGCUACACGUGCGCGGCCUCCAACAGCCUGGGCCGCGCCGAAGCCAGUGUCUACUUGUUCCGUUUCCACGGCGCCUCCGGGGCCUCGGCAAUCGCCCUCCCGCUCGGCGCGCUUGGCCUCAAGGUGCUGCUGCUGCUCGGCGUUCUGGCCGCCGGCGCCGCCGCCCGCCGCCGCCUAGAGUACCCAGUCACCCAGAACGCCUCACCGCGGCCCCAAGCUCAGGAGUCCAAUUACGAAAAUUUGAGCCAGGUGAGUCCUCAGGGCCCACCAGCAGCCGUGUGUUCACCUUGAGGAGCCCAUUGGCCACCGGCAUCCCCUGGACACCAUGAGGAAUGAAGGCCAACAUGUGGCUUGGCUGGGAUGGCCCUUCCUGGCUCCCAGGCACCUUGGCAGCCCUAGCCUGGUGGCGCCCUGAGGUCA
Messenger RNA from Balaenoptera acutorostrata (minke whale), 1119 nucleotides. It is a transcript of the gene SIGLEC15, whose product is annotated as sialic acid binding Ig like lectin 15. Gene Ontology annotation, cellular component: plasma membrane. Gene Ontology annotation, biological process: regulation of actin cytoskeleton organization; regulation of bone resorption; regulation of osteoclast development. The record is from RefSeq and is a predicted model, not a curated record. The transcript is spliced from 6 exons. Bases 1 to 990 code for a protein of 329 amino acids. Lineage: Eukaryota; Metazoa; Chordata; Mammalia; Artiodactyla; Balaenopteridae.